Closterium sp. Naga37s-1 is the source of this 570-nucleotide messenger RNA. NCBI's taxonomy places the organism in Eukaryota, Viridiplantae, Streptophyta, Zygnematophyceae, Desmidiales, Closteriaceae. The record is from the annotation of a GenBank genome assembly.
AUGGUUGCAGGUGACAACCUUGGCCAUGACUGUUGUGCGCUCGCUCCCUCACUGCCUGAAGCAAGGUCUGGAACUAGGCCUGCAGCGAGACUCACAACAAAGCAGGCAGGCAAGCAGGCAGGCAAGCAGGCGGGCAAGCAGGCGGGCAAGCAGGCGGGCAAGCAGGCGGGCAAGCAGGCGGGCAAGCAGGCGGGCAAGCAGGCGGGCAAGCAGGCAGGCAAGCAGGCGGGCAAGCAGGCGGGCAAGCAGGCAGGCAAGCAGGCGGGCAAGCAGGCGGGCAAGCAGGCGGGCAAGCAGGCGGGCAAGCAGGCGGGCAAGCAGGCGGGCAAGCAGGCGGGCAAGCAGGCGGGCAAGCAGGCGGGCAAGCAGGCGGGCAAGCAGGCGGGCAAGCAGGCGGGCAAGCAGGCAGGCAAGCAGGCGGGCAAGCAGGCGGGCAAGCAGGCAGGCAAGCAGGCGGGCAAGCAGGCGGGCAAGCAGGCGGGCAAGCAGGCGGGCAAGCAGGCGGGCAAGCAGGCGGGCAAGCAGGCGGGCAAGCAGCUUACCACGAGGCCGCCGUGGUUGCAGACAUGA